Parnassius apollo (apollo) is the source of this 483-nucleotide messenger RNA. The record is from the annotation of a GenBank genome assembly. Lineage: Eukaryota; Metazoa; Arthropoda; Insecta; Lepidoptera; Papilionidae.
AUGGCUGUUAGACGGAAGAUGAGGCUGCAAUCGUCAACAGAUUUGACAGCAUACAGGCAACUGAACAGACAGAUCUCCAAAUGCAUGCGGCAAGACUUACGCAACUUUAAUACUGCUCGUAUUAAGGAAGUGAUCGAGCGGAACCAGGCCUCCAAAGUCUUUGCCAGAGAUCUGUGUGCCAGAAGGAGCCAACAGUUAAAGCUGAAGACUGAGUGUGGCAUCAUCAUUUCCGGGAAACCUGAGAUUUUGAGUGAGAUUGAGAGGUUCUAUGGGCAGCUGUACACAUCAUCGUUGGAGCCACACGCAAGUGUGAGUAACGAUACAAGAGCAAGUCUUACCCGACACUAUUCCGAUGAUAUCCCGGACGUCAGUCUGAGCGAGAUUAGAAUAGCUCUCCAGCACCUUAAAAACGGCAGGGCUUCAUCAGGGCAAGGAUGGAAUUACAGCGGAGCUUCUGAAAGCGGGUGGAACACCGGUACUUGA